AUGGGUGUCCCAGACUUCACUUACUACAAAGAACACUUUGAACCUCUCGUCGCGCAAUCUACCCCUGAAUUCCUAUCAUCCUCGCUGCCGGACCCGCCUUCCGAUGAGACAGUUGACAAACGCACCUUUGCGAACUUGAAUACCGACCCUUAUCUCGUCCUUGAAAUCGUGUCAGAGGAUGAGGUAGAGGUCAACAAUGAAAUCCGACGUAUAGUUGGCUCCAAGCGAGUAGCCAGGCAUCACCGUAGCGAACACCCUCACAAGACACUCCCUCUGCCUUCUACGCCAGCGUUCAGUUUCAAGUGCACGGCUUCAAUGACGCAGACGCCUGACGCUGAUGGCAAGGAAGUGCGGGCUAUGCCACCCCAACUUCCGGUUGACGCCUGUAAUAUGAAGUGUGAUUCUCAACCGGAUACCACGACUCUCUCCUUAGCUUCACCGUACCAGAGUGAUCAGCCGCAUCUUCGUCUUGAUGUAGACAUGAUCGAUAUUAACUGUUAG
This is a messenger RNA of Guyanagaster necrorhizus, 501 nucleotides long. RefSeq lists its product as uncharacterized. The transcript has 2 exons. The coding region runs from base 1 to 501 and encodes 166 amino acids. The record is from RefSeq and is a predicted model, not a curated record. NCBI's taxonomy places the organism in Eukaryota, Fungi, Basidiomycota, Agaricomycetes, Agaricales, Physalacriaceae.